AAAAAAAAAAAAAAAAAAAAAAAGACUCGAAGAAAACACACCAUAAAUCAAAAAAAUUUAUCGAUUUUUUUUUUCAUUGCACACUUUCAUCAAAAAACAACGCCAAACAAUAAAAAAAAACAACAAACCAAAAACAAUAUUAAAUGACUAUACUAUCCUCAACAAAUCAGUUGCCGUCGUUACCAUCUCUUUUCUUUAAACGAGUUAGUCACGAUGAUGUCGAUUGGUCAAAUAUAAACACCAGCAGUGCAAUAUUUAAGGAAGAUUACAAUCAUCAAUUUUUCAACCAAGACAGUUACAAUAAGUUGUCAACGACAAGAGACAUUUUAUUGCCACCUAUCCUAACAAGCCCAACAACUCAACAAUCAACAAAUGCUGCAUCAUCACCAGUACCUCCUUCUCCUCCUUAUUCAACCUGUUCAUCCGCUUUAUCUGUUUCAUCAUUUCCGUCAUCACCAAAUUCUUCAUCCGGAAACUCUUUUUCUUCUUAUACAACAAAAAAAGGUUCCAUUCAAUCCCUGUUAAAUUCUGGCUCUGAGCUGUUAGCACUCGAAAAAGAAGAACUUGUUCAUGGUUAUCAGUUUUUUCUUCCUGGUCAAGAAAGAAAAAGAAGAUCUUGGUCCUGUAACACAUCCACGUCGCCCAUCACGAUUAAAAAACAAAAAAUGCUUCCAGUAGAUCAAGAGGAUACUCGACAAAUUAAAGGAUUGAGAUUGUUCUCAAAACAAGUAUGUGAUAAGGUUGCAGAGAAGAAGACGACAACUUACAACGAGGUGGCAGAUGAGCUAGCAGCUGAUAUCCAAAGAAACAAUCACAACAAUACUGUUGGCAUCGAUCAAAAGAAUAUCCGCAGACGUGUUUACGAUGCUUUAAAUGUAUUGAUGGCAUUGGAUAUCAUUACCAAAGACCGAAAAGAAAUUAAGUGGCUUGGUAUCAACAACAGUGAACAGGAUAUAUUAGAGCAAGAAAUUAAAUUUGAAGAAACACGUCAAAAAAUGUUACUCGCUUCAAUCCAAAAGAGCAAAAGUUCCAACAAUGACACCUGGAAUAGCUUGAAUAAAUUGAAACAGCUUGUCCAAAGAAAUCAGCAUGAACAUCGACGUCAACAAAUCGUUCAACUGCCUUUUUUUUUAAUUCAAUCUAAAUCUGACAUCGAUACUCAUCUUAACCAAGGACACGAAGCUUGUUUGACCACUUCAUCUGCCUUUUCAAUUUAUCAUGAUGUCGAUAUCUUAGCUAAAAUUUGGCCGCCAUUCACCACGGUUUCAUAAACAUAAACAACACCAUACCAUUCCUUUUCUUGUCAAUCGUUUGAUCAUGGCUUUUAAAUUUAUAUUUACAUAGUAUCUUUCUUUUUUAUAUAUAGUACCCUAUUAUUCUACAAAUGUUCCAGAUAAUCACACACACACAUAUAUAUAUAUAUACAAUUAUACACACACACACACACACCCUCCUUUUAUUUUUAUCAAUCCCUGUAUGACCU
This is a messenger RNA of Mucor mucedo, 1483 nucleotides long. RefSeq names its product E2F/DP family winged-helix DNA-binding domain-containing protein. Lineage: Eukaryota; Fungi; Mucoromycota; Mucoromycetes; Mucorales; Mucoraceae. The record is from RefSeq and is a predicted model, not a curated record. The coding region runs from base 144 to 1271 and encodes 375 amino acids. The transcript has a single exon. Gene Ontology annotation, molecular function: RNA polymerase II transcription regulatory region sequence-specific DNA binding; DNA-binding transcription factor activity, RNA polymerase II-specific. Gene Ontology annotation, cellular component: transcription regulator complex; nucleus. Gene Ontology annotation, biological process: regulation of transcription by RNA polymerase II; regulation of cell cycle.